AUGACACUUUGGAGCAGCUUUGAGGCCUUCAAUUGUAAGCCCUUAAGAGGCCUUUUACCAAAUAUUACAAUCCAGGUACGUACUGCUACUAAAAAAGCAGCCGGUUCGAGGACUUCUAUGAAAGACUCCGCAGGUCGUCGAUUAGGUCCAAAGAAAUACGAAGGACAAAUCGUUAAGCCUGGUGAAAUUUUAAUGAGACAACGUGGAACCAAGUUCUACCCGGGUGAGAAUGUAGGAAUUGGGAAAGAUCACACUAUAUUUGCUCUUGAGAAAGGAUUUGUCAGAUUUUAUUUGGAUCCUUUUCACCCUAAACGUCGUUUCGUUGGGGUAGCACUCAAAUCAGACAUAAAACUUCCGACUCCUCAUUUUGAGCCUCGCAUAAGAAGAUUUGGUCGUAGGCUUAUCAUAAAUCCAGCAGCAGCUCAAAAGGAAGAAAACUCUUUGAAUCGGAAACAGUAUCUUCAAAGGGAUUCCAUCGUUGAUGCAAUGAAGAAAAGAGAGGUUGUUCGUGAGCAAUUGAAAGAUGACUUUAUCAAGACUCUUAGGGAGCUCCUUAAAAUGAACAUUCAAGAAUCUGAGAGGGACGUGAUUUCUUCUUAUCUUUUGCGUGUUAGAUCUUGCCUGAAAAACGGUUUCAGUCUGCAGGAUGCCCAGUUCAAUGCCUUAUAUUACUUACAACAAGAAUUAGACCUGCAAGCUACCAGAGAUUCGUGGCCACAGACAGAUCUCGAGGCAAAGAAAAACGCUCUGCACACAUGGUCCGUUAAGUUGAACUCCACAACGUCUUUCAACAAUAGACUUGAAUUGAUAGCCUUCAUUUCUUCGGAGGAAAAAGAGGUUAUGAAAGCAAAUUUGAUUCGUGAUUUGGCGGCGACUGACAUAAAUACAAGGAAAGACAGAAAAAACAUAGAGAAAUUGUUCGAAGAGGCUAAAAACUAUUUGACAAGAUCUGAAGAGGUUCAUCUGCGGAGGAGAUUUCUCAAGCCCGUUAAACCAGAAAAUGUCGCAAUAUCUGAAAAAGGUGGCAAGCGAGCCACAACUCUGAGACGCUUCAAUUAUGAAAAAGGUCAAAUAGAUACCAUUUCAAGGACAAAAGAAGCAUUUUUGAGUAAGUUAUAG
Messenger RNA from Lachancea fermentati, 1119 nucleotides. Lineage: Eukaryota; Fungi; Ascomycota; Saccharomycetes; Saccharomycetales; Saccharomycetaceae. The record is from the annotation of a GenBank genome assembly.